Pseudophryne corroboree (corroboree frog) is the source of this 5165-nucleotide messenger RNA. RefSeq names its product oocyte zinc finger protein XlCOF22-like. Gene Ontology annotation, biological process: regulation of transcription by RNA polymerase II. NCBI's taxonomy places the organism in Eukaryota, Metazoa, Chordata, Amphibia, Anura, Myobatrachidae. The record is from RefSeq and is a predicted model, not a curated record. The transcript has 7 exons. Gene Ontology annotation, molecular function: RNA polymerase II cis-regulatory region sequence-specific DNA binding; DNA-binding transcription repressor activity, RNA polymerase II-specific. The coding region runs from base 289 to 4743 and encodes 1484 amino acids. Gene Ontology annotation, cellular component: nucleoplasm.
CCAUAACUACAUCCGGGUCUCUAGGUGGAAGGAACAGAGAGAAGUCAUCAGGGUUACACAGUAGUGAAGAAGACAUCUAAUGAGUGUGAGACACCCAGCAUACAUCUCCAUGUGUCAGGAGGACUGAGCAGGACCCAGAGCCCCAUCACGGUGCCUCUACGUCACUCACUGAUACAUGAGAGACACAAUGACCAAAAGAUCCUGGAACUCGGCAACAAGAUCAUUCAGCUGCUGACUGGAGAGGAGGAGGAGUAUAUAGAGGAACACAGGGGUCUGUACAAGGACGUGAUGAUGGAGAAUCACCGACCCCUCACAUCACUCGAUGGGCCCAGUAACAGAGAUACCCCAGAGAGAUGUCCCCGUCCUCUGUAUUCCCAGGAUUGUACAGAGGAGAAUCACAGGACCCCACAGGAGGAUCAGGUUGAACGUCUGUCUGAUAUUAAAACAGAAGAUACAGAGGGAGAAGAAGAGACGGAUGUGACUGAUAUAAAGGCAGAAGAUCUAGAGAGAGAAGAAGAGACGUAUGUGACUGAUAUAAAGGCAGAAGAUAUAGAGGGAGAAGAAAAGACGUAUGUGACUGAUAUGAAGGCAGAAGAUAUAGAGGGAGAAGAAGAGACGUAUGUGACUGAUAUAAAGGCAGAAGAUAUAGAGGGAGAAGAAGAGACGUAUGUGACUGAUAUGAAGGCAGAAGAUAUAGAGGGAGAAGAAGAGACAUAUGUGACUGAUAUAAAGGCAGAAGAUACAGAGGGAGAAGAAGAGACGUAUGUGACUGAUAUAAAGGCAGAAGAUAUAGAGGGAGAAGAAGAGACGUAUGUGACUGAUAUAAAGACAGAAGAUAUAGAGGGAGAAGAAGAGACGUAUGUGACUGAUAUAAAGGCAGAAGAUAUAGAGGGAGAAGAAGAGACGUAUGUGACUGAUAUGAAGGCAGAAGAUACAGAGGCAGAAGACGAGAUGUAUGUGACUGAUAUAAAGGCAGAAGAUAUAGAGGGAGAAGAAGAGACGUAUGUGACUGAUAUGAAGGCAGAAGAUAUAGAGGGAGAAGAAGAGACGUAUGUGACUGAUAUAAAGGCAGAAGAUAUAGAGGGAGAAGAAGAGACGUAUGUGACUGAUAUGAAGGCAGAAGAUAUAGAGGGAGAAGAAGAGACGUAUGUGACUGAUAUAAAGGCAGAAGAUACAGAGGGAGAAGAAGAGACGUAUGUGACUGAUAUAAAGGCAGAAGAUAUAGAGGGAGAAGAAGAGACGUAUGUGACUGAUAUAAAGGCAGAAGAUAUAGAGGGAGAAGAAGAGACGUAUGUGACUGAUAUAAAGGCAGAAGAUAUAGAGGGAGAAGAAGAGACAUAUGUGACUGAUAUAAAGGCAGAAGAUAUAGAGGGAGAAGAAGAGGCAUAUGUGACUGAUAUGAAGGCAGAAGAUACAGAGGCAGAAGACGAGAUGUAUGUGACUGAUAUAAAGGCAGAAGAUAUAGAGGGAGAAGAAGAGACGUAUGUGACUGAUAUGAAGGCAGAAGAUAUAGAGGGAGAAGAAGAGACGUAUGUGACUGAUAUAAAGGCAGAAGAUAUAGAGGGAGAAGAAGAGAUGUAUGUGACUGAUAUGAAGUCAGAAGAUAUAGAGGGAGAAGAAGAGACGUAUGUGACUGAUAUAAAGGCAGAAGAUAUAGAGGGAGAAGAAGAGAUGUAUGUGACUGAUAUAAAGGCAGAAGAUAUAGAGGGAGAAGAAGAGACGUAUGUGACUGAUAUAAAAGCAGAAGAUAUAGAGGGAGAAGAAGAGACGUAUGUGACUGAUAUAAAGGCAGAAGAUAUAAAGGGAGAAGAAGAGACGUAUGUGACUGAUAUAAAGGCAGAAGAUAUAGAGGGAGAAGAAGAGACGUAUGUGACUGAUAUGAAGGCAGAAGAUACAGAGGGAGAAGAAGAGACGUAUGUGACUGAUAUAAAGACAGAAGAUAUAGAGGGAGAAGAAGAGACGUAUGUGACUGAUAUAAAGGCAGAAGAUAUAGAGGGAGAAGAAGAGACGUAUGUGACUGAUAUAAAGGCAGAAGAUAUAGAGGGAGAAGAGGAGACGUAUGUGACUGAUAUAAAGGCAGAAGAUAUAGAGGGAGAAGAAGAGACGUAUGUGAGGGGCGAUCAGCAAUGUAAAAAGGAGGAAAUCCCUACAGAUAUUGGCACAGCAGAUGGACACACAAGCAGGAACAUCUCAGAAGGACAUCUAAUGUUAUCCCCGAAUUGUGACAUAAAAGAUAAUGACAGUAGACAGGAUUCUCCAGGAGAUAACCCCAUAACCCCAAUUAUACAUCCACCUCUAUCAGCUGGUCCAUCUGAUCCUGGGAAAUGUUCUCCUGAUCAUAUUGGUGCAUCUGUUACAGCUCUGAGAGUAGAUACAGAGUUUACCUGUUCUAUAGAUGCCAAAUGUUUUACACAGAACACAAAGCCACAGACAGGUAUGGCAGGUGAAAGGCCAUUUCCGUGCUCUGAGUGCGGGAAAUGUUUUACCCAGAAAUCACAUCUUGUUACACAUCAGCGAAGUCACACAGGUGAGAAGCCAUUUUUUGGCUCUGAGUGUGGGAAAUGUUUUACACAGGUAUCAACACUUGUUACACAUCACAGACGUCACACAGGUGAGAAGCCAUUUCCUUGCUCUGAGUGUGGGAAAUGUUUUACAGAGAAAUCACAAUUUGUUAAACAUCAGAGAAGUCACACAGGUGAGAAGUCAUUUCCAUGUUCUGAGUGUGGGAAAUGUUUUACACAAAAAUCAAAUCUUGUUCUACAUCGGAGAAGUCACACAGGUGAGAAGCCAUUUUCUUGUUCUGAGUGUGGGAAAUGUUUUGCCCGGAAAUCACAUCUUGUUACACAUCAGCGAAGUCACACAGGUGAGAAGUCAUUUUCUUGCUCUGAAUGUGGGAAAUGUUUUACACAAGAAUCACAACUUGUUACACAUCAAAGAAGUCACACAGGUAAGAAGCCAUUUUCUUGCUCUGAGUGUGGGAAAUGUUUUACCGAUAAAUCACAAUUUGUUAAACAUCAGAGAAGUCACACAGGUGAGAGGCCAUUUCCAUGUUCUGAGUGUGGGAAAUGUUUUACCCGGAAAUCACAUCUUGUUACACAUCAGCGAAGUCACACAGGUGAGAAGCCAUUUUCUUGCUCUGAGUGUGGGAAAUGUUUUACACAAAAAUCAAAUCUUUUUCUACAUCUGAGAAGUCACACAGGGGAGAAGCCAUUUUCUUGCUCUGAGUGUGGGAAAUGUUUUGCCCGGAAAUCACAUCUUGUUACACAUCAGAGAAGUCACACAGGUGAGAAGCCAUUUUCUUGCUCUGAGUGUGAGAAAUGUUUUACACAGGAAUCACAACUUGUUACACAUCACAGAAGUCACACACAUGAGAAGCCAUUUUCUUGCUCUGAUUGUGGGAAAUGUUUUACCGAUAAAUCACAAUUUGUUAUACAUCAGAGAAGUCACACAGGGGAGAGGCCAUUUCCAUGUUCUGAGUGCGGGAAAUGUUUUACCCGGAAAUUACAUCUUGUUACACAUCAGCGAAGUCACACAGGUGAGAAGCCAUUUUUUUGCUCUGAGUGUGGGAAAUGUUUUACACAGAAAUCAAAUCUCGUUACACAUCAAAGAAGUCACACAGGUGAAAGGCCAUUUCCGUGUUCUGAGUGCGGGAAAUGUUUUACCCAGAAAUCAAAUCUUGUUCAACAUCAGAGAAGUCACACAGGUGAGAAACCAUUUUCUUGCUCUGAGUGUGGGAAAUGUUUUACCAAGAAAUCAGAAUUUGUUAGACAUCACAGAAGUCACACAAGUGAGAAGCCGUUUCCAUGUUCUGUGUGCGGGAAAUGUUUUGCACGGAAAUCAAAACUUGUUAUACAUCAGCGAAGUCACACAGGUGAGAAGCCAUUUCCAUGUUCUGUGUGUGGGAAAUGUUUUGCACAGAAAGCAAAUCUUGUUCAACAUCAGCGAAGUCACACAGGUGAGAAGCCAUUUCCAUGUUCUGAGUGCGGGAAAUGUUUUACAUGCAAAUCACCUCUUGUUACACAUCAGCGAAGUCACACAGGUGAGAAGCCAUUUUCUUGCUCUGAGUGUGGGAAAUGUUUUACCCAGAAAUCAACACUUGUUAUACAUCAGAGAAUUCACACAGGUGAGAAGCCAUUUUCUUGCUCUGAGUGUGGGAAAUUUUUUACUGAGAAAUCAGAAUUUGUUAAACAUCAGAGAAGUCACACAGGUGAGAAGCCAUUUUCUUGCUCUGAGUGUGGGAAAUGUUUUACCCAGAAAUCAACACUUGUUAUACAUCAGAGAAUUCACACAGAUGAGAAGCCAUUUCCAUGUUCUGAGUGUGGGAAAUGUUUUGCAGACAAAUCAGACCUUGUUAGACAUCUGCGAAGUCACACAGGUGAGAAGCCAUUUUCUUGCUCUGAGUGUGGGAAAUGUUUUACCCAGAAAUCAACACUUGUUAUACAUCAGAGAAUUCACACAGAUGAGAAGCCAUUUCCAUGUUCUGAGUGUGGGAAAUGUUUUGCAGACAAAUCAGACCUUGUUAAACAUCAGCGAAGUCACACAAGUGAGAAGCCAUUUUCUUGCUCUGAGUGUGGGAAAUGUUUUACCUGGAAAUCACAUCUUGUUAUACAUCAGAGAAGUCACACAGGUGAGAAGCCAUUUCCAUGUUCUGAGUGUGGGAAAUGUUUUAUCCAGAAAUCACACCUUGUUAAACAUCAGCUAAGUCACACAGGUGAGAGGCCAUUUCCAUACUCUGAGAAAUAAAUCCGCUCUUGUUACACACAAUGGACAUCACUCAGGUGAGGAACCAUUUUAUUCUGGAGUAAAGGGAACUGUUGCACUGGAAUAGUGUCUAUCUUGUAUAAAUAUCUGGAUCAAUAUUGAUCGGAAACCACAAAUCUUGAUACUGUCAAAUAAUCGUACAGUUUGUGGGGGUGCUACCACAGAUCCUGUAAGAGUACAUUUAGGAUAUAAGAGGAAAAAAAGGAAAAAGAUCUGUUUCUGGUGCACUAAGUAGUAUAUUAGGAUAAAAAUUCACUUUUAAUUCAUUUCUUAAAAAUGUGUUGACAUGUUCUAUUUCAUGUCCUCUGAGAUAACUUCUGCGAAAUAUUCUAAAAACAUGUACAUUUAAUGUGACAUAACAAGACUGUGAAUUGCACAAAACAAUAAAAAAUAUAAAAAACUGA